CAGUGGUCGCCGAGCGGAUUGGGGACGGACGGACGGACGGUGCGCUUCCGGAAGUGGCUGCGGCUUCACCAUGCUUGCUGAGCUCGGUUUAAUCGGAACCAUCGGCGAGGAUGACGAGGUGCCGGUGGAGCCCGAGUCCGACUCCGGAGACGAGGAGGAGGAGGGGCCCAUUGUGCUGGGCAGGAAGCAGAAGGCCUUGCAGAAGAACCGCAGUGCCGAUUUCAACCCUGACUUCAUUUUCACCGAGAAGGAGGGGGCGUACGAUGGCAGCUGGGCCCUGGCUGAGGUCAUGAGCCAGCUCAAGAGGAAGAGGGCAGCCACUACAUUAGAUGAGAAGAUCGAGAAAGUUCGGAAGAAAAGGAAACUGGAGGAUAAAGAAGCCAAAUCUGGGAAGUUGGAGAAGGAGACAGAAGCCAAGGAGGGCCCUGAGCCAGCGGGGCCGGAGGAGCCAGCGGGGAGAGAUGAGGAAGGGUCGGAAGAUGAGGAGCCAGAGACUGACUACUCGUCCGCAGAGGAGGACAUCCUCACCAAAGCAGAUACACUCAAAGUAAAGGAGAAGAAGAAGAAGAAGAAGAAAGGACAGGAAAUGGGUGGAUUUUUUGAAGAUGCCUCUCAGUAUGAUGAAAGCCUCUCCUUCCAGGACAUGAACCUGUCCCGCCCUCUGCUGAAGGCCAUCUCUGCCAUGGGCUUCAAGCAGCCCACCCCAAUCCAGAAGGCGUGCAUACCCGUGGGUCUGCUGGGAAAGGACAUCUGCGCCUGCGCAGCCACCGGGACAGGUAAGACGGCUGCUUUCGCGCUGCCCGUGUUGGAGCGGCUGAUCUACAAGCCCCGCCAGGCGCCCGUCACCCGGGUGCUGGUGCUGGUUCCCACGCGCGAGCUGGGCAUCCAGGUGCACUCCGUGACCAAGCAGCUGGCGCAGUUCUGCAGCAUCACCACGUGCCUGGCGGUGGGUGGCCUGGACGUGAAGUCUCAGGAAGCGGCUCUUCGGGCGGCGCCCGACAUCCUCAUCGCCACGCCGGGGCGGCUCAUCGAUCACCUCCACAACUGCCCCUCCUUCCACCUGAACAGCAUCGAGGUGCUCAUCCUGGAUGAGGCCGACAGGAUGCUGGACGAGUACUUCGAGGAGCAGAUGAAGGAGAUCAUCCGCAUGUGCUCGCACCACCGGCAGACCAUGCUCUUCUCGGCCACCAUGACGGACGAGGUGAAGGAUCUGGCUUCAGUCUCCUUGAAGAACCCCGUUCGGAUAUUUGUGAACAGCAACACGGAUGUGGCCCCUUUCCUGCGGCAGGAGUUCAUCCGGAUCCGGCCUAACCGGGAAGGGGACCGGGAAGCCAUCGUGGCAGCUCUGCUGACCAGAACCUUCACCGACCACGUGAUGCUGUUCACGCAGACCAAGAAGCAGGCCCACCGCCUGCACAUCCUCCUGGGCCUCCUGGGGCUGCAGGUGGGCGAGCUCCACGGCAACCUGUCCCAGACGCAGCGGCUGGAGGCCCUCCGGCGCUUCAAGGAUGAACAGAUUGACGUCCUGGUGGCCACAGAUGUGGCAGCCCGUGGACUUGACAUCGAAGGGGUCAAAACGGUUGUCAAUUUCACGAUGCCCAACACCAUCAAACAUUACGUCCACCGCGUGGGGCGGACCGCGCGUGCCGGCAGGGCCGGGCGCUCGGUGUCUCUGGUGGGAGAAGAGGAGCGCAAGAUGCUGAAGGAGAUCGUGAAGGCCGCCAAGGCCCCUGUGAAGGCCCGCAUACUGCCCCAGGACGUCAUCCUCAGGUUUCGGGACAAGAUCGAGGCCAUGGAGAAGGACGUGUACGCGGUUCUGCAGCUGGAGGCGGAGGAGAAGGCAAUGCAGCAGUCGGAAGCCCAGAUCAACACAGCAAAACGGCUCCUGGAGAAGGGGAAGGAGGCGCCGGGCCAGGAGCCUGAGAGGAGCUGGUUCCAGACCAAAGAGGAGAGGAAGAAAGAAAAAAUUGCCAAGGCGCUGCAGGAAUUUGACUUGGCCUUGAGAGGAAAGAAGAAAAGGAAGAAGUUUAUGAAGGAUGCCAAGAAGAAGGGGGAGAUGACAGCAGAAGAAAGGUCACAGUUUGAAAUCCUGAAGGCACAGAUGUUUGCCGAGCGCCUGGCCAAGAGGAAUCGCAGAGCCAAGCGGGCCCGGGCCAUGCCUGAGGAAGAGCCCGUGAGAGGCCCUGCCCAGAAGCCGGAGCCGAGGAAGAAGUCUGUGUUUGACGAAGAGCUCACCAACACCAGCAGGAGGGCCCUGAAGCAGUACCGCGCCGGCCCUUCCUUUGAAGAAAGGAAACGGCUGGGCUUGGCCCACCAGAGACGAGGAGGGACCUUCAAGUCUAAAUCCAGGUACAAGAGGAAGUAGCCGUGUGCCUGAAGAACCUCGUGGGGCAGUCGCCCUGGCAUGGUCUGCGUCCCCCAGUGUCCUCAGGACUGGUGUUGUGGCUUAGUGGAUUGGGCCGGCAUCCCAAAUGGGCGCUGCUGGUUCAAGUCCCAGCCGUUCCACUUCUGAUCCAGCUCUGUUAACAUGCCUGGGGGAACAGCAGCAAAUGGCCCCAGCGCUUGGGCCUCUGCACCUACGUGGGAGACCUGCAAAGCUCCUGGCUUCAGCCUGGCCCAGCUCUGGCUGAUGCAGCCACGAGCUCUGUCCUUCUCUCUAUAUAACCCUUUAAAAUAAAUCAGUAAUUUUUUAAGUC
Messenger RNA from Oryctolagus cuniculus (rabbit), 2696 nucleotides. It is a transcript of the gene DDX27, whose product is annotated as DEAD-box helicase 27. Gene Ontology annotation, molecular function: ATP binding; RNA helicase activity; nucleic acid binding. The record is from RefSeq and is a predicted model, not a curated record. NCBI's taxonomy places the organism in Eukaryota, Metazoa, Chordata, Mammalia, Lagomorpha, Leporidae. Gene Ontology annotation, cellular component: cytosol.